AUGGGUAUAAGCCAAGCAGACUACCAACAAUCGAUGUCCAUUGAAUUGAUGGACAUUGAAGGUGAAAAAAUCCAAGUGCAAGCUAAAAUGGAAACCCAGAAAAAACAAGUAGCAAAAUCUUACAACAAAAAGGUAAAACAUGAAAUCUUUUUGGACGAAGAUUUAGUGUGGAAGAUGAAACUUCUUGAGCAUGACUAUAAAGAUCAUAUCUUUGACAAAUGGUCUUCUAAGUGGGAGGGUCCAUUUAGAGUUCACAAAGACAUGUCUGGGAAUGCCUAUUUGUUGCAAGAGUUAGAUGGGGAAAUGUUUCCAAGGGCGCUUAAUGGAAAGUUCUUAAAACAGUACAACCCAAGUAUAUGGGAACAGUAUAAAAACUUACAACAAAAGCAUCCAUCAUAG
Messenger RNA from Chenopodium quinoa (quinoa), 399 nucleotides. RefSeq lists its product as uncharacterized. The coding region runs from base 1 to 399 and encodes 132 amino acids. The record is from RefSeq and is a predicted model, not a curated record. The transcript has a single exon. NCBI's taxonomy places the organism in Eukaryota, Viridiplantae, Streptophyta, Magnoliopsida, Caryophyllales, Amaranthaceae.